Morus notabilis is the source of this 1026-nucleotide messenger RNA. RefSeq names its product protein DEHYDRATION-INDUCED 19 homolog 4. NCBI's taxonomy places the organism in Eukaryota, Viridiplantae, Streptophyta, Magnoliopsida, Rosales, Moraceae. The coding region runs from base 192 to 839 and encodes 215 amino acids. The record is from RefSeq and is a predicted model, not a curated record. The transcript has 5 exons.
UCUCCACUCUCUCUCACAAACAGAAUUUCCUCGUUCCUUCCUCACUUCCGUCUUCCUAGGGUUUCGAUUUCCCCUUUUCUCUGUAAAUUUCCUCGGACUGAGUUUGCAAUAAAGCUGCGAAAUUCGGCUCCGGCGUUACCCAUUCGACGAUUCUCUUCGGAGUUUUCUUUGUUUCUUUCUUUCAGGUUCAAAUGGACUCCGAUUCGUGGAACACUCGUUUCUCCACUUCCUCGAGGCGGUACCAGUCCCGAUCAGAUCUGUAUCGACAUGAAGAGACCGACGGCGAUGAUGAGUUGAAGGCGGAGUUUCUCUGCCCGUUCUGCGCCGAGGAUUUUGACGUCGUCGGGCUCUGUUGCCACAUCGAUGAGGAGCAUCCAGUGGAAGCUAAGAAUGGGGUAUGCCCGGUGUGCGCAAAGAGGGUCGGGUCUGAUCUAGUUAGUCAUGUUACCACACAACAUGGAAGUUUAUUAAAGGUGCAGCGCAAAAGGAAGUUUCGCAGGAAUGGGUCAGGUUUGACAUUUUCUUUACUGAGGAAAGAAUUGCGAGAAGGAUAUUUACAAGCCCUCCUUGGUGGUUCUUCCCUUAAUUAUACUGGAAAUUCAGAACCCGAUCCUUUGAUAUCUUCAUUUAUGUGUAACGCACCUCCUGUUGAUCAACCUGUAAGUGUAGAACCUCAUCCUCCAGUUGAAGAACGCUCAGUGAAAGAUCUAUCAGAGCAAGAGUUUGGCGAAAGAAAUGUCCAACAGCCGCCGCUCUCACACAAGGAGCAGGAGGAGACGGUUCGGAAGUGCGAGUUCGUACAAGGGUUGUUGUUGUCCACCAUCCUUGAUGACUUAUGAGCUAGCAGAUAUCCAUUCAAAACUGGAGUUUGAUGCAUUAAAAGGUUGGAAGGGGGUCUCUGCUAAUCUCGCGGCAUUGGUGAUAGUUAGGUCCGAGGAGCUAUCUAUAAAACUAUUAUUGUAUUUAGAGUUUUAUGUGCAUAAUGGAAAGAUGGAAGUUUGUCUCAUGCUGUUAUUCUCUCCAAAA